Messenger RNA from Ictalurus furcatus (blue catfish), 5464 nucleotides. RefSeq names its product sec1 family domain containing 1 (gene scfd1). Gene Ontology annotation, cellular component: cytosol; Golgi membrane. Gene Ontology annotation, biological process: endoplasmic reticulum to Golgi vesicle-mediated transport; intracellular protein transport. Gene Ontology annotation, molecular function: syntaxin binding. The record is from RefSeq and is a predicted model, not a curated record. Lineage: Eukaryota; Metazoa; Chordata; Actinopteri; Siluriformes; Ictaluridae. Bases 184 to 2082 code for a protein of 632 amino acids. The transcript has 25 exons.
GCCAGUAUAAUUGGUUAUUAAAUACGAGUGGACGGGUUUCAACUGGAUAUAUUCUGUGAAGAAGUUUCAGUGUUCUUUCCUUACAUUUCAUUCGCCUCUCAUCUCUCGGCCGUUAGAUGGCGCUGUGCUCGCGCGCCUAGUUGCCACGUCACCUGCCAACCUGUCAGUGCAUAAAUAGUAAAGAUGGCGGCUUCCAUCCGGGAAAAACAGACAGCUGCCUUGAAGCGAAUGCUAAACUUUAAUGCACCACCUCUAAAAAACACAGCAGCUGAACCAGUAUGGAAGGUACUUAUUUAUGAUCGCUUUGGUCAAGAUAUCAUCUCUCCCCUUCUCUCUGUGAAAGAGUUAAGAGACAUGGGAAUCACUCUCCACUUAUUAUUACACUCAGACAGAGAUCCAAUUCCAGAUGUUCCUGCCAUUUACUUUGUGAUGCCCACAGAGGAGAACAUAGACAGGAUAUGUCAAGACCUGCGGAACCAACUCUAUGAGUCAUACUACCUGAACUUUAUCUCUGCGAUCUCCAGAAGCAAACUGGAAGACAUAGCAAGUGCAGCUCUUGCAGCAAAUGCUGUGAAUCAGGUGACCAAAGUGUUUGAUCAGUAUUUGAACUUCAUAACACUAGAAGAUGACAUGUUUGUCCUCUGCAAUCAAAAUAAAGAACAGAUCUCCUAUCAUGCAAUCAACAAGCCAGAUAUUAUGGACACUGAUAUGGAGGCUAUAAUGGACACCAUUGUUGACAGUCUCUUCUGCUUCUUUGUCACUCUUGGUGCUGUUCCAAUAAUCAGAUGUCCAAGAGGAAACGCAGCUGAAAUGGUAGCUGUGAAACUUGACAAGAAACUGCGAGAGAAUUUGCGAGAUGCACGGAACAGCCUGUUUACUGGCGAUACCAUGGGCACAGGCCAGUUUAGUUUCCAGAGGCCAUUAUUUGUUCUUGCCGACCGCAACCUGGAUCUUGCCACCCCACUCCAUCACACAUGGACCUACCAAGCUCUCAUUCAUGACGUCUUGGACUUCCAUCUGAACAGGGUUAGUCUGGAGGAAUCUACGGGAUCAGAAGUUAGCCCAGCAGGGGCACGGCCCAAAAAAAAGAACAAAAAGAGCUACGAUCUCACUGCUGCAGACAGGUUUUGGCAGAAGCAUAAAGGAAGCCCAUUCCCUGAGGUUGCAGAAUCUGUGCAGGAGGAGUUGGAUACAUACAGAGCCCAGGAGGAUGAGGUUAAGCAUCUCAAGAGCAUCAUGGGCUUAGAAGCGGAAGAUGAUGGAGCCAUUAGCAUGUUGUCAGAUAACACUGCUAAACUUACCUCAGCUGUCAGUUCUCUUCCUGAGCUUUUAGAGAAAAAGAGACUGAUUGACCUCCACACAAAUGUUGCUACAGCAGUUUUGGACCACAUUAAGUCUCGCAAGCUGGAUGUAUACUUUGAGUAUGAAGAAAAGCUAAUGAGCAAGUCCACCCUGGAUAAAUCCCUGCUGGACAUUAUCAGUGACCCUGAUGCUGGAACACCAGAGGAUAAGAUGAGACUUUUCCUGAUCUACUAUAUCACCUCCCAGCAGCCUCCAUCUGAGGGAGAUCUUGAGCAAUAUAAAAAGGCUUUGACUGAUGCUGGUUGUGACCUCUCCCCCUUGAACUACAUAAAGCAGUGGAAAGCUUUCACAAAGAUGGCUGCUGCACCAGCCAGUUAUGGCAACAGUGGCGUGAAACCAAUGGGCCUUUUCUCCAGAGUCAUGAACACUGGCUCACAAUUUGUUAUGGAAGGUGUGAAAAAUCUGGUCUUGAAACAACAUAAUUUGCCAGUUACGCGAAUCUUGGACAACCUGAUGGACAUGAAAUCAAAUCCGGAAACAGAUGACUACAGAUACUUUGACCCAAAAAUGCUGCGUGGCAGUGAAAGUUCCAUUCCUAGGAACAAGAACCCAUUUCAAGAGGCCAUUGUUUUUGUCGUUGGUGGGGGUAACUACAUAGAAUAUCAAAAUCUUGUCGACUACACAAGGGCCAAGCAGGGGAAAAAGGUGAUGUAUGGCUGCAGUGAGCUGUUCAGUGCAGCACAGUUCCUGAAACAGCUCUCUCAACUGGGGCAGAAGUAGGGCUAACCUUGGGAAUCCUGUUUUUCCUGCUUUCAAAUCUGGUCAUCUCCUCUCCAUUUAUACACCAUUGUCCUUCCAACAAAUUAAUUGCUAAUGUUCCAUAUACUUUAUAAUGUUUAGCAUACAGUUAUUUAAUGAAAAAAAUAAUACAACUGUCAAUAAAGUUUGAAUCUCUCACAAAAUAGACUACUUGACAAUGUGAAUUUCAUGUGCCUUGGAUCUGAUAAACAUACAACAGAUGAAGCAGAUUUGAGGUUAGUGGUACAUAGCGAUAAAUGCAUUAACUGAUUUGAUGAUAGUACCUGGAAGCAUCCCAGGCACAGUCCUUAAUAAGGUUAGAAAAUUAUGUGCAUAAGCACAUGUAAAGACUGUAUGCUCUCAUUCUAUGUCACUUGUCAAUUAAAGACCAUGUAUCUGGUGUGGUGACUCACGAGUCGGUACUGUGGAACCCCAGCAAGGUGGAGACUUCAACCUGAGAUGAGUCCAAUUUAGCAGUUUCAAUUUUCUGCCCUCAGCAUUAUUUUUAUUUAAAAUGGAUUCUCAUAAUUUCUCUAAUGUUAGAAUAUACCUUGAGUAGGUGGAGAAUGGUGUCUAUUUGGUAUUAAUGCAGACAACUAAUGUUGUUAUAUGUUCUUACUGACACAUUAUAUGUAUAAAUGUACAUGGCCUAGUACUGAAAAAUUUAACAAAUUAGAAGAUGCAUUUGAAAAUCUUGAAACAGCAGUAGACCUAAACUGUCUGUUUUGUGAAAAUUGGUGGAUUUCAUUUUUGUCCCGUUGAUAGGCUAGCUGUCUUGCUUUGGAACUGGGAUUGUGAUAUUACUUUGGACCAAACAAUGGAAGUCUCUUGAACCACACAAUUUCUUACCUCUUAACAUCUCUGAUCCUAGUCUUGCAUUUAUUGCAUUUGGGUAGUCUCAUGGAAUCCUUUACAUUUGUGAUAUUCAAGAAUGAACGCUAUUUGAUACAGACACAGGGGACCUGUAAUGUAAGCAGAUAAAAUCAGAUUUGGUCUUUUCUAUAAGCAAGAACUCUGUUUGUAAUAGUUGUUAUAACAUGAUGUACCACUACAUUUUUCAUAGAGCACAGUGGAUGAUAUAAUACUCCUCGAUAUAAUACAGGAUUUUGUCCAUGUGUACCAUAUUUUCUCCACUACAUAUAUGAAUGUAGUCAUAAGUUUCCUAUACAGUAUACACUAUAUACACUAGAUAAGCCUGCUGAUCGGGUGUCUACAAACCUUUGGCCAUAUAGUGUAUGUAUACUGUAUGUAGUGCUGAGUAGUGUAACAGAAAAGCAUUCCUCUAUACACUGAAGACAUUUUGGUUUGAAAUCAAAACAUGAAUAUGAAAUUAUAUAUCAGAAUUUCAGCUUCCAUUUCUUUAUAUUUACAUCCAGAUGUGUUAAACAACUUAGAACAUGGUACCUUUUGUUUGAACCCACCCAUUUUUCAAGUGAUCAUAAAUAUCGGAACAUGUUGCUGACCGCUGUUUCUUGCUGCCCAGGUGUGCCCUGUUAGAUUGAUUUUUUUAAACAAUUAACAGCGCUGAAUGUUUGAGCGCUGAAACUCUUGGUUUGAGCCCUAGGUUUUUCCUGUGAAGACUGCCUUUGUUGUUAAAAAGAUGAUGAAGACAAGAGAGCUGUCUAGGGGAGACAAGCAAGCCAUUUUGAAGCUGAGAAAAGAGGGGAAAUCAGUCAGAGCCAUUGCACAGGCAUUGAUCAUAACCAAUACAAUAAUUUGGAUUGUCCUGAAAAAUAUAGAAACCACUGGUGCAUUAACAACCAGACAUCAAACAUGUCAGGCAAAGAAAACAACAGCAGGUGAUGACAGAAACAUUGUAUUGAAGAAAAACCCCAAAACAACAGUCACUGACAUCACCAACAACCUCCACAGGGCAGGGGUAAAGGUAUCACAAUCCACCAUUCGAAAAAAAACUUUGAGAGCAGAAAUAUAGAGGCCAUACCAGAAGAUGCAAAUCACUCAUCAGCAGUAGGAAUCAGAAAGCCAAAUUGGAAUUUGCAAAGAAAUACAGAGAUGAGCCACAAAAGUUAUACAAGCUUAUCUGUGAAACAUAGUGUAAGCUUGAUGCAGUUAUUACAAGCAAGGGAUAUGCAACCAAAUAUUAAGUGUUAUUUACAUUAAUUUACUUCAAGACUAUUUUGCCAUCAAUUUUGACCAAAUUUCCUGUGCCACUGAGAUCCACCUCCAUGAGUUUUGGUAGGGAUGGUUUGUUUCUCUUGUUGACUCGACUCCAAACAUAAUGUUUAUGGCUGUGACCAUAAAGCUCAAUUUUUGUCUCAUCACUCCAAAUGACUUUAUUCUAUAAUUAUGAGGUUUGAGUUUCUGUAGAUGGUGUUUGGCAUAUUGCAAGCUGGCUGUUUUGUGGUAGCAGCAUAAAAAUGCCUUUUUUUCUGCCAACUCUACCAUGCAGUCCACUUUUUUUUUUCUUUUUACAAGGGUCAGUACCCACCAGGGUUUUAGACUGAUGGUAUUCAUAGUGCAUGCACUAGCAUUAGGAUGUGUUUUUAAAGAGACUACAAAGUCGGUCUGGAUGAGGGUAUCUGGUACAUGCUGUAAAUGUAUAUGUAAAUGUGAAACAUCGCAUCCCAGUGCUUUCAGUGCAGUGGUCAUAUCCGAACAUGGUCAUAUCCUAAGGUGAGUCAGUUCCGCGUGACUUUGUAAAUGGUAAAUGGUCUGCACUUAUGUAGUGCUUUUUAAUCUUGGCGGUUCUACAAUGCACUUUACACGGUUUCUUAUUCACCCAUUCACACACACACCCAUGCUGGCCUGCCAUCGGAAGCCCUGCGGUCUGGCGGUUAGUAGGAGUACAUAAAAUGUUAGGUAUGUAACUGUGGUUCAGUGUCUUACCCAAGGACACUUUGGCAUGUGGAGACAUGUGGGCUGUGAAUCGAACUGCCAACUCUAUGAUUAGUGGACAACCCGCUCUACCACCUGAGCCACAGACACCCCAUUGUGGCAUAGGUCAUACAGGUGUUAGAUACAACCUGUGGUUACUGCCUGGCGGUUAGUAGGGGUACAUAAAAUACUAGUUAGGUAUGUAACUGUGUUUUUAUGAACAAUGGAUAAAUACUGGGGUUUUCUGUCACUCAGAACCAGAGCUGAACUAGUGGGAACUCGGCAGGUUUCAUGGACAGAUGGGCGACACAGGUGGUGUUACAUAUCGAAUACUAUGUCAUAAAUUCAACUAGUGACUUUGUGGAAGAUCUAGGCACUUGUACACAUGCACACAAGUGAGUAUUAAGACACUGCCCAUGCUCUUUAUUCGGUGUUCAUAGAACCACAGUUACAUACAUUUUGCGGAAUACAACAUUGUACUAAAGUAAUCAAUGAAAGGCAGGGCUUUCACAUAUUUACAUGAUUAUUA